AUUCUAUUGAGUCUGAAGAUGAGGAAAGCAAUUCAGAAUCAGAAUCAGAAAGUGAUAGUGAUAAUGAUAAGGAUAUUUUAGAUGAGAUCCCUAUAAUGAUAGGAGACUCAUUAGUUGAAACUGAAUUGAAUGUUAGUACCUUAAUUACUCGAGGAGAAUCAAGAUAUGUUUGCAACUGA
Messenger RNA from Diversispora eburnea, 179 nucleotides. The record is from the annotation of a GenBank genome assembly. Lineage: Eukaryota; Fungi; Glomeromycota; Glomeromycetes; Diversisporales; Diversisporaceae.